Molecule: messenger RNA, 1032 nt
Organism: Penicillium salamii
Lineage: Eukaryota; Fungi; Ascomycota; Eurotiomycetes; Eurotiales; Aspergillaceae
Source: the annotation of a GenBank genome assembly
AUGGCAUUCCUAAUUCCUCCCUCAACUUUAGAAAGCCAACCCUUCAGUCCCCUGCACUCCCCACCCCUGCAGAACAGAAUGACAUCAGGGGACGUGGGAAUUUUAAAAUCAACUCUUCUCCCUUCAUUUGGAAUAUAUGCUUCUCUUUCACUUGGAACGUACCUCGCGGCUGAGGCAACCGACCGAGUUGAGCUGAAGGAUUGGCUUUGGCCAUCCGCUCAAGUCCUCAAUGCGUGGUGGAUCGCCGUCGGCCGACCGAUGCAUAUGCAUGAUUUGCCCUUCAGCACCGUCUGGGGUGCCCAAUCAUGGACCGAAAAGGUACUUCUGAGCUGCGUUACUAUCUGGGGUACCAGGCUCUUUUUCCGGAUCGCGGCGCGAUCUUUGACUCGCGGGAAAGAUGAUUCGCGAUAUGACGCUGUCAAGAAAGAGCCCGGAUUUUGGAAACGUGCUUUCGGGACAAUCUUUUUACCCGAAGCACUCGUGCUGACCAUUAUUUCCUUGCCAUUUACUGCACCUCUCACAAUUGGCAACACCACUCUGGCCCUUGGCGAGGAUGCGCUGAAUGCAAUUCGGGCGCUUGGUGUUGGCCUAUUUGGCAUUGGAUUUGGGUUGGAAGUGCUAGCAGACACACAGCUGGAGCUUCAUCGCCGAGAGCGAACUCACUUGUGUCGGCAUGGCGUUUGGAGUUUGGUGCGACAUCCAAACUAUCUGGGAGACACGUUGGUUCAUUUUUCUUUCACAGUGCUCAAUAUGGCUGGGAUGUGGAAUCCAACUGUGCUUCUUGGGCCUAUCAUGAACUACAUUUUCCUUCGGCUUGUCGGUGGUGAUAAGCAGACCGAGGCCAGCCAGCUGGAGCGAUAUAAGUCCGGGGACCCUCUCAAGUACAACCAACUUGUACAGUGGCGAAAAGAAAACAACAGUUUCUGGCCUGCACUGCGUGAGCUUGCGAGUCCCUGGGCAUUUACUGUUCUUGGUUGUGGUUUCAUCAGUGUGGUGGUUGAGGAAGGGUUGAGAGGCUCCUUUGAAUUGUAA